Molecule: messenger RNA, 3162 nt
Organism: Cryptococcus deneoformans JEC21
Lineage: Eukaryota; Fungi; Basidiomycota; Tremellomycetes; Tremellales; Cryptococcaceae
Product: endonuclease, putative
Exons: 6
Coding region: 147-2936 (929 amino acids)
Biological process (GO): resolution of meiotic recombination intermediates; double-strand break repair via break-induced replication; mitotic intra-S DNA damage checkpoint signaling
Cellular component (GO): Holliday junction resolvase complex; nucleus
Molecular function (GO): DNA binding; 3'-flap endonuclease activity; crossover junction DNA endonuclease activity
Source: RefSeq, a predicted model, not a curated record
UGACUUUGUCUUCAAUUUUGAUUUGCCCAAUUUGAUCGUUUUUUCUUGUCUGCGACACCCGGAACCGCCCUCAUCCUUCCCCGACCUUCUCAUCACAGCGAGAUCAAUCUUGUCAUCUUUCUUGCAAUACCUAGCUCUGGUACGGCAUGCCUUCUCGGAAAAAAUGCGGCAAUCCGCUAUUCCUCCAGUGGAUGGAAGAGAUCCGUGAUGCUGCGCGUGAAAAAGGAUCUAAAUCUGCUGAAACUUAUUCCAAAGCCUGUCGCUCUCUUGAAUUUUGCCCUGUUACCUAUGAUCGGCCUCGUGAUCUUGCCAUCUUGGCGCACAUCGGAGAAAAGACAAUAGCGCAGCUAGAAAAUAGGUGGAUAGAAUACCGGAAGAGCCAUGGUUUGGAUGUACCAGCAGAGCCAGAGAAACUUUCUACAGCAGAGCCUAAAACAAAAGACAAAGGCAAGGGUUGUGCAGCCCCAGAUGUUGAUGGUCCAAUGUCUGGCACCUCCCAAGAGACCACAAAGAAAACUCGCAAAACCACCGCAAAGGCAUACAUUCCUACUCAAGGCUCUGGCGCUUACGCUAUUCUGUUGGCUCUCAUCCUUGCGAUUGACAGGCCCGAAGUCACAACUCAGGUCUUCUUGACAAAGUCUGAGAUUAUUCGUACCGCCCAAGAAUAUUGUGACACGUCGUUCGAACAUUCAGAGAAGGGAACAUACUUUACUGCUUGGAGUGGAAUGAAAACGUUAGUGAACAAAGGCUACGUCUAUGUAACGGGAAAUCCUCAUAAACAUUGCUUGACGGAGGAGGGAUACGAUGUGGCACUGGCCAUCCGGAAUCUGAGGCCAGAGUUUUCCCACAUGAAGAAGCAUCCAUUUUCGCAUGCCCCUGCUCCUGGGACGUCAAACAGAGUGACAGAACUCCCUAGAAAUCGCGCAAUAACGGCGUUAGAUCUAUAUAACGGGCCUUCUAUUGUUCCUUCUACCCUCUCGACAGAAUACGUCCCGCCCGCCAAUGCUCAUUCUUCGCCAGCUUCCCGACUCGCAUCUUUUGACGCUGUGGCAUCCAAACUGACUGCAGGGGAAAGAUUUAAUUUUUGGUACAUCACGCCUUCUGGUUCACGAACCCCUCUCAUGACAUCUGCCCAUCUUCGCCUUGACCCCGAGCAAUUCGUCAACCUUCGUCGUAUCGAGUUCAAGUACUCGCAGCGCAACCACCCAUUUGCUGCGCAGUUGCGAUUGAUGGACGCUCCUACUACUGCAAAAUUGAGGGACAAAAGUGGUGUGCCUACAUUGUAUGCAUAUCUCAUCGAAGCAGAUGCUCCACCCAAGUGUAGCAUGUUUGAUACGGAAAGCAGUCAAAGCAGGGCAAAAGCGAGCGGGAAAGACAAUGCCAGCAAUGCAGGCAGCAGUCCGCUGGGCAGCAGCCCAGCUCCCAUCUCAAGAUCAAGAAGUGGUUUGGGAGGGAGAAAUGACUCUUGUGCUAGCCUUUCCGAUGGCGGGUCUCGAUUGUCCGCAUCGGCAGGCAAACCGACCGACCCGUUCUAUUUCGAUGUUCGCACUUUGGCCCUUCAAAAGAAUCCCUCUAUGCCUUCGAAUAGUGCUUCGACUUCCCAGUCUGUGAGCAGAUCGACUUCUUCAUCACGUCCUCUUUCCAAUUCGGGACCAUCCCCCUAUCAGAAUCCGUACGAUGCCAUACUGGGUCAAAAUCCUUCUAGCCCUCCAGUAUCGACAUUGUCGCGGACCAUUACCGCGCCCGCAAGCACAUCAUCCCAACCACGAACAUCCUCUCUUUCCACCCUAAACAUUGGCUCAAGUUCCACUGUACCUAGUAUUUCCAAUCGCUCAUAUUCUUCUGCCGCGGUUUUACCGUCUCGUCCAGUCGUUCCAAGGAUGGGACCGCGUCUUUCUAACCAUGUACCCAGUCCAAUCCCGGCACCCGAGCGUUUUGAUGAUACUAUCAUCCCACCGCCAGAUUUGCAUUCCAAAUCACUUCCUCCAUUUACCAUUUCUAAUGCCAUCGUUUUCCCGCCAGGCUCAUAUGAUAUUAUCCUUAUCAUUGAUACUCGUGAAGUCGAGUCCUCGAAAACGAAAAAUAGGGACAAAAUCGCGGAGACAUUGGAGGCAAAAGGUAUCAGAGUUGAGACCAGAGCUUUGCGAUUGGGCGACAUGUGUUGGGUUGCCAGGAGGAAAGAUGGGCUGGGUGGCGAAGAAGACGAAUGUGUGUUAGAUUAUGUGGUAGAAAGGAAGAGAUUGGAUGAUUUGGUCAACUCCAUCAAAGAUGGGAGAUAUACUGAGCAGUGUUUCCGACUGUCGAACGCAUGUCUGAGCAACGUCUAUUACAUCGUUGAAGACUGGCAAGUGAGCGAAAGAAUGGAACAGAGCGGUCUUGCCAUCAUGACCGUCAAGUCUCAAGUUCAGGUCCAUAAUCGGUUCUUCCUCAAGGAGACACAUACUCUGAACGAAACUAUUGACUUUCUCGCAACCAUGACCAGAGUCAUUAUCUCUUCCCAUCGCACCAAAGCGUUACACGUUAUCCCUACUCAUUUCCUUUCUCGACCUUCGUUCAAACCCCUUCAGGAUCAUCUGCAGCUCAAACAUCCAAAUAUCAAGUUCCACACGUCCUUCAUCGCUUAUCAAGAACUAAAUGACAAAUCGGCGAGUCAGACGUUGAAGGAAAAGUUUGCAAAGAUGAUGAUGUGUGUAAAAGGCAUGAGCGCCGAGAAAGUAUCUGCAUUGCUUGAUGAAUGGGAAACGCCGCGGGUCAUGUGGGAGGAUAUGAAGGAAAGAGAUCGACAGCCGGAUGAUUCGGAACCUCCGGGACAACCUAGAGGUAAGAAGAGGAAGGGCGGGAAGGGUUCUUUUUUUGCAGAAAGAGUGCAGGGGGAGGCGAGGCGAAAGAUUGGUGAUGCUUUGAGUGAAAGUCUUUGGACUGCCUUGAUGGGAUAGGAUAGGUACAUCGCUACAGUUUGUUGUCAUUGAAGCAGGGGAGUGAGACAAAGCGGGGCGGUCGGAAGAGAAGCACUGUUGGUCCCAAAGGGAGAAAGCUCACCACUUUCUAGUAGUAUCCAACGGAGGGCUAAUUGAGGAAACAGCAUAAUAGUCAAACUGGCAAUUUAAUCCACACUUGUUGUCAUCUGUAUAUACUUUUUGGGUAUUCAUGUAUCUAUACGCA